AUGGGAAAGAGCGAAGAAGAACAGCAGCCUCUGCCUCCAUCUGAGGAUUCGCCGCAGAAUGCGGAGUGUCGGUGCCGCUAUCAUGAUAUUGUUGCAAGCUUCAUUGUCAAUAAAUCUGUUUCUUUGCUAGAAAAUAACAAAUUUCAGCUUGCUGAUCAAAUUUUUGAUGAGAUAGAUGCUCCCUCUAGCAAAGUAGCUGUGUUGUUUCUAGAAACCUUACCUGGGCCGAACAAGACAAGAGUGGUUUUUGCAGUUGAUUCUGACGAUAAAGACACAGAAAUGUCCUCAGCAGUCAUCAGUUUGAUAAGAGCAUCAUUUACAUCCCUGGUUAUACACCAAUCAAUUCUCCAGCUUACUUCUUCAUCCUUGUUCGGAGAUCCCUACUCUUUUGAAGUGCUGAAAUUGAAGGGAGGAAUUACUAUAAUUCCACAGCAGAAUGCAUUUCCUCUGCAGAAAGGGCAAGCAAAAUUCAGCUUUAAAUUGAAUUUCCCCAUUUAUCAAAUACAAUCCAAUUUUAAGGAGCUGACUAGUCAACUAAAGUCUGGGUUAUAUCUGACAUCGUUUGAGAACUUGUAUAUCAGCUUAUCGAAUUCUGAAGGUUCAACAGUUGAUGCUCCUACUCUUGUCCAGUCAACAGUUCUACUUGCAGUUGGUAUUACUCCAUGGAAAGAGAGGCUAAAGCAAUUGGCCCAAACCAUCAUGGGACCACAUAAUCUAGGCUUGAAUCACACUGAAUUUGGUAGGGUUAAGCAGGUCCGACUUUCAUCCAUCUUGCAACACUCUCUUCAUGGCAAUGAUGGUGGUGGUUCUGCAUGCAAGGGUGUGACUCCACCCAAGGUUGGUUCUCCUACUGCCGCAGAAAGUGCACCUUCACCAGGGAAAAAUUCUCAAUCUCAGCCUCCUAAUUGCCGGUUUGGUAUUAGAAAAAGGUCUACCCAUAAGUCUGGGAAGCACGCUCAUCCUCCAACACCUGCAGUUGCCCCUAUUAUAAUAAAUCCACAUCAUCCUGUUCCUGCUGCAUCACCAAAAAUGCAUAUUGAACCCCCAACUCAUGUCUCUCAUUCAGUACCUGCCUUGAGUCCUUUGCAGAAUGUAGCUUUAGCUCAUGCGGAGCACACUCCUAAGAAUGAACUUGCCCCACAACAUUAUCACACUCAUAUUCCUGGGAUAUCAUCAUGUAAGUUAACCAGCAAGAAGGAUAACUCUUUAGUUCUUAGGAAUUCUUCUGCAGACAAACUACAGUACUACAACAAAUAUGAGCUGCGCAAAAGGCGAGCUUCUGCACAUCCAUCUAAGUGGAUAUAA
Sphenostylis stenocarpa is the source of this 1305-nucleotide messenger RNA. The record is from the annotation of a GenBank genome assembly. NCBI's taxonomy places the organism in Eukaryota, Viridiplantae, Streptophyta, Magnoliopsida, Fabales, Fabaceae.